Molecule: messenger RNA, 680 nt
Organism: Aegilops tauschii subsp. strangulata
Lineage: Eukaryota; Viridiplantae; Streptophyta; Magnoliopsida; Poales; Poaceae
Product: protein H2A.5-like
Cellular component (GO): nucleosome
Molecular function (GO): protein heterodimerization activity; structural constituent of chromatin; DNA binding
Source: RefSeq, a predicted model, not a curated record
UUCAACUUCGCCGGAGAAGGAGGGGAGAUGGCCGGGAGGAAGAGCGGCGAGAGGAAGAAGGCGGUGACCUGGUGCACAAAGGCUGGACUCCAGAUUCUCGUCGACCGCAUCGGGCGCUAUCUCAAGAAGGGCCGCUACACGGACCGCGUCGGCCCGGGCGCCCUCGUCUACCUCGCCGCCUUCCUCGAAUACCUUGCCGUCAAGAUGCUAGAGUUGGCGGGCAAGGUGGCCAAGGACAACAAGAAGACCUGCAUCAUGUCGCGCCACCUGCUUCUCGCCACUCGCAACGACGAGGAGCUCUCCAAGCUGCUUGACGGCAUCACCAUCGCCCACGGUGGUGUGUUGCCCAACAUCCACUCUGUGUUGUUCUCCAAGAAGGCCAACAUGCACUAGCAUAUCAACUUCAAACAGAAUCCAAGAAUAAUAUAUCUCUGCCAUCUGUUUACCUUAUGAAUUUUUGCUUAGCUUGGAUUCUCAUACCAAGAAAAGAAGUAAUGAUGUUUUCCAUUUUUUUCCAAACAUAAACUUUGCUUUCCUUUUUUCCCAUAAUGCGCAUCCGCAGGCAGACCCGGUUGUCCCUUAUCUAUCCUCAUAGCUACGGAUUAAUUCUCCGCAUCUUGUGUUGUGUAAUGACAGUCUUCUACUGGAUCAUAAUGCAGAAAUAUCUCCUUCUCAUAUAA